Micromonas pusilla CCMP1545 is the source of this 1914-nucleotide messenger RNA. RefSeq lists its product as uncharacterized. Bases 1 to 1842 code for a protein of 613 amino acids. The transcript has a single exon. The record is from RefSeq and is a predicted model, not a curated record. NCBI's taxonomy places the organism in Eukaryota, Viridiplantae, Chlorophyta, Mamiellophyceae, Mamiellales, Mamiellaceae.
AUGGCCGCCUGGGAGGCCCGCGCUCCCGGGCGCGAUCGCCACAUCGUCCUCCACCACCUCGACGUGUCGCGUCCGUAUCCGUACCUGCGCCUGUGGGAGCGUCACGGCCUCGGCGCGCCGCCGUCGUCGCGUCCGCCGCCGACGAGCGAUCGUCGAACGAGUCGGCGCCGCGACGAACGGGACGCGCGGUCGGCGCGUCACGGCGGGUGGCACCGUCGUCGGGACCGCACGCCACCGGGACCGCCUCCCGCCGAGGACGACGGGUGGGACGCGCGUCGCGCGGAGGAAGCGCCGGAGCCGGACGGGGCGGAUCGCGAACGCGAGCGCGAGCGCGAUCGGGGUCGGGAUCGGCGCGACGACGAGGACGACGACGCGGUCGACGAGACGCCGCCGCGCGAUGAGACGGCGGCGGCGGCGGCGGCGACGACGACGACGACGCGAGACGCGAGACGCGAGCCGCUCGACCCGAGCGCGAGCGACGCGGCGACGGACGCGGAGACCGCGGCGACGCGGACGGCGCUCCCCGACGACCUUCGCGACGACCUUCGCGCGCCGCCGCCGUCGUCGCCCGCGAGGGGCGAGACCGCGACGGCGCCGGCGCGCGACCCGCCGCCGGACGCGAGCGCGAGAGGGAAACCUGAGACGAAGACGCCCAAGUCGGAGACGCGCGCGAUGCUCACCGUGGAGGAGAUGCGAGCGUUGGGCGCGUCCGCGCCGCUCACGCCGAACGCGACGAAGCCGCCGCCCGCGGCCGCGCCGUCGACGGACGACGACGUGGACGACCUGAGAGCGAUGCUCGCGCGCAAGAGAGCCGAGAUGGAGACGAAGGAGGCUGCUGUCCUCGAAGCGUCGCCAGCGGCGGUCGCCCCGGUCGAGCGCGAGGGCGAAGGCGACGGCGUCGUUCGAUAUCGAUACUCCGCGGCGGAGCUGCGCGCGUUGAACGUGAACUGCGACGCGCCGCCGCGGGGGUUUAAAGAAGACCCCGGGUGGGCGAGCUCGACGCGUCACCCGCCGCGGGCGAAGCGAGGCGAGAAGGAGAAGCGCGCGCAGAGGGAAGCGGACGACGCCGCGGAGGCGAGGGCGUCGAGAGCGACCGCCGCGGUCCUCGGCGUGGACGUUCGGGGAUGGUCGCUCUGGGCAAACGACGCCGACGCCGACGCCGACGCCGCGCGCUUCAGCGAGCGCGCGUUCGCGGCCGAAGCCGCCGCGGUCGCGAACGCGCGAGCCCUCCGCGCGGACGCCGAGCGCGCGGCCGCGAACGCGCGCGAGGCGUCGAUCCGCGAGGCGCGGUCGCGGAUCGAGCUGAUGACGUUCCCGCCCGGCGCCGUCGUCGCGUUCGCGGAGGCUGCGUGCGCCGCCGCCGACGCGCUCGCCCCCGGCGCGCGUCACGACGCCGUGUGCGGGUUGGUUUUCGGGACGUGGAAGCGCGGGAGCGCGCCGCGGUCGUGGCGCGCGAGCGUCGGGUUCGUGCAGCCGUGGGACGGGGAGCCGAGCGCGCUCGUGGCGUGGCUGCGAGCGGAGGCUUCCGGCGGCGACGGCGGCGGCGGCGGCGGCGGCGGCGGAGGGAUGAUUCGGCCGCUGGCGUGGUUGAGGACGACGGCGGCGUGCGGCGCCGCGUUGACGCGCGACGUUCAGGCCGCGUACGGCGACGGCGGCGGCGAUGACGACCUCGCCGACGCGCCCCCGCCCGCGUCGCGCGUGUUCGUGAGCGUGGACGUCGUCGCGACGGCGCUGCGAGGGAAGUCGGGGGGGGGCGCCGUCGUCGAGGUGUUCGAUUUGAGAACGAACGAAGCGUGCGCGUUCGAGCUCGGCGGCGCGGACGCGUGCGACGACGAUGGGUGACCGCGGACGAUCGCAUCGCGCGCGUCGUGUUAGUUAGAUUGCGUGAUGGUAAACCUUAGAAGGUCGACGCUA